UAAUGAAAGCCGUUUCACUCCCAGUAACGUGCAUGCUUCUGUCCAAUUUGGAGUUCCAGAUGUUGAAAUCUCAGCUUAGAAGUUGACUUCAACUCCUCCUUGUGGGUGGAAGCAAGGAAAACUGCCUUCUUCUAUUCGCGUGUUUCCAGGAAAUGCACCCCCCUCCUCCCUCUCCCUCUAGCCAAUUUUCUCUCUCAGAAACAAACAUUUCUCAACGUCCUGGCUCAGCACAAGUUGGCCGCACCUUCACUAAAUGCUGUGCAGGCUGGAAGAAGAAGGUCAGAGUCCUUUCUUGCGCUCCAAACACCAACUCAGAGUUAAUCUGUAACCAGUUCUCUUCUUCAAAGCAGGCACGGCAACUUAUUCUUGAGCAUGUGAUUAGACGAUGGAUCUAUAAUUAUAUCUUAUAUCUGUUUAUUUCACCAUUGGCCGAGAUCUCAGUCUGCCUGUGCACUAGUCUCCUAUUCUGCACAAUCAUGUCUCAGGAAGAAUUUAAGGACAUGCUGGACAAGAAGUUGGAAGAAGCUGGAAAGGCUGCUCCUGAAGACCAGUUGUUUACGCAUGAUGGGGGUUUAUACCCUAACAUAGUCUGUUGUCCCGACACACUGAAAAUUAUUGACACAUUUGAAGCUCGGAGUGAUGAUGUGGUAUUAGUGGGAUACCCCAAAACUGGUACAAACUGGGUUGGUCAGAUUUUAAAAGAGUUGGAAGCUGCAUCUGGAAAAUACGAUGAAGAAGAAAUGAAGCGGAGGCAGCAGAUAGAGAACGAACUAAAACUAAUGCCAUUCCUUGAAUUUGGAGAUCCCGGGAAGUUUGAGAGGUUGAAGAAGUUACCUUCCAGAAGAGUGAUAAAAACACAUCUCUUUCCUCAGAAGAUUCCCAAAUCUAUUUUCCAAAAAAAGGCAAAGAUCCUGGUUUUGUUUCGAAAUCCAAAAGACACGGCUGUAUCCUACUUCCAUUUUUCCAAAGGCAUUAAAAUCGUCCCUGAUCAGAAAACCUGGGAUGAGUUCUUCUCAGAAUUUAUCGGUGGAAUAGUUCCCUACCGCCUUUAUUUUGAUCAUAUCGUUGAAUGGAACAAGUAUCUGGAUGACAAAAAUAUCAUGUUUAUUACCUAUGAGGAACUAAAAGAGAACACAACUUUGGGACUAAAAAAAAUAGCUGAAUUCUUUAAUUUUUCUGUGACGGAACAAGAUAUUCAGUCCAUUGUGGAGAAGACCAGUUUCAACACCAUGAAAGAAAAAUCCCCCAACACCCACGGAAAACUGGGCAACGCUCUUUUCCGUAAAGGCAUAGUAGGUGACUGGAAGAGUGUCUUCUCUGAGAGCCAGAAUGAAGAAAUGGAUAGAAAAUUUGAGGAGACUGCAGCGAAAACUAAGCUUGGAAGGAUGUUGAAGUACGAGCUCUAUUGCAAGAGCUAAGGAGGGCAAUGGUGCUACAGUUCUCUCAUGCCUUCAGUUUCGUCCAUAAAGGAAGACAUGUUUGGGUUGGUUUUGUUAAAGGGAAGUCCUUCUGUUAUACACUCCACUCCAUGACCAUAAUAAAAAAUUUCAUAGAAAAAAAUUAUUAAAAUUUCUCUUUUUAAAGUAUAAA
Molecule: messenger RNA, 1590 nt
Organism: Zootoca vivipara (common lizard)
Lineage: Eukaryota; Metazoa; Chordata; Lepidosauria; Squamata; Lacertidae
Product: sulfotransferase 6B1
Molecular function (GO): sulfotransferase activity
Source: RefSeq, a predicted model, not a curated record